AUGGCCUCGACACGCCUGAAUCGGUGGCUUGCCACCACGGUCCAAUUUCUAGGCCUGCUGUCUGCCGCCGAAGCUGUCACACUGUCCCAGUUCCAAGCAAUUUCGCCGAACCAGAUCCCGGCCAAUUGUCUUUCGGUCUAUACCGCUACCAUUAACGGCUGCAUAGAAGCCGACUUCACAAGCAAUGCGGCUUGCUCAGCAAAGUGUUUACAAGGUCUGAAGACGAAGGAAGCACAGGUCCAGGUCUUUUGUGCCAACCUCGAGGUCAACCCCAGGUCGCUGAUCGGCAUCACGUUGUCCGGUGGCUUGUUGCAGCUUCUCUGCCCAGGUCAACAAGCCGCACCCUCAAUACCCGGGUUCUCAACGAUACCACUGCCGUCCUCCACAAAGGCAACUACCGAGCCGCCAGCAACCACAAGGUCUUCGUCCACGACGGACCCAAAGGAUCCGCAACAAACCACCACCACCACCAGUCAGCCUGAGCAGUCUCCGACGCUUGUCCCGCCGCCAUCGUCGACGUCGAGCACGACGGCGACGACGAGGGAAAACACGAGCGGCACACCCAGUCUCUCCACGUCUACGACCACAUCCGUCAGACCUCAGAGCACAACAGCCGGAGCUAAUCCAGCGCCGACACAAGUCAGCCCGCCAGAGGACAAUAGCGGCGGUGACGACGACGACGCAGAUGACACGUCCGAUGUGCCGCAGGCCAUUGAACAGAACGGCAGUCCAUUUGCCAACAUCAACACCUUCUUCAGCGCUGGCCACAUCACAAGCGUGCCGCCGACAUGGACGGCCAUGGCCUUGGCCACAUUGUUUGCGGGAGUUCUGCUGGGCGCAUGA
Microdochium trichocladiopsis is the source of this 843-nucleotide messenger RNA. RefSeq lists its product as uncharacterized. The record is from RefSeq and is a predicted model, not a curated record. Lineage: Eukaryota; Fungi; Ascomycota; Sordariomycetes; Xylariales; Microdochiaceae. The transcript has a single exon. Bases 1 to 843 code for a protein of 280 amino acids.